GAUGCUUAAGCUGUGCGGCUGUGCCUCGCCGAAUCAAUCGAAGGAGCCAAACUCCCCCAAUCGCAAACGAAACCCUUCUUCUUCUUCGUCGUCGUCGUCGUCCACUCUCUUACUCCCCUCCCAACCCCCAUCGUCGCCAUGAUCGGAGUCGACGAAUCCAGGGUCCUUUUCUCCCUCCUCAGCGCCGAAUCCCGGCCCUUCGAGGAGAUCGUCGCCGAGUUCCUCUCCCGGUUCCCACGCGAAGCUCACUUCUGCGCUUGCUGCUCGCUCGCCAUGCUCUUAGAGGACAAGGAGAUGCUUAAACCUAGCCAGCGGUUGAUUGCGUUUGCUAUCCUCGAACAGACCUAUUCCUCUCAGCCUGCCUCUUUGAAUCCGUUCAUUUCCUUUCUUAUCAAUGCAGCUUGUGAUGAAGCUUCUGAGAAAUCAGAAAUGGCGUUUAUUCAACUAAUAUUGGGUUCGCCUAGUGGAAACAAUAACAAAGAGGUUCUGAAGCAGGCAGCUGUAGAUUACAUCAAAGGAUUUGAUUCAAGUGCUCAGGUCUUAUCGCAACGUGAACAACUUGAAAAACAGCUUUGUGAUGAUGUACAGACCAAGCCGUACACUAGCUUUUUCAGAGCUGCUGCUGUUAGAAAUGUUAUACCAGACCCAGACUUACCUCAAGGCUGCGCUUCAAAUUCGUCAGACCUUAAACUUUCACCAGCAGGAGCUAAACCAAGAGUUGCCUCUGAAGACAGAGAUUCUGCUGUUACCGAUUUGCUGCAGAAUUUAUCCUUUGAUGGGUUGAGUCCUCAGUGGAUAAGGCCUGCACCCCCAAGGCUACCAAUACUGGAAGGAGAGCUUGUGUGGCUUAACCCUGACAACAACCAUGAGCUAUUGUGGGACUAUAGCAUGUGUACUGACACCAGCAGAGGAGCUGCACUCCGAGAUUUGAUUGCAAGAGCCCUAAAAGGUCCACUAGCACCUGCACAACAGGAGCAAGUUGUGGUCGAAUUGGCGAAAGACCCUAAGCUAGUUUAUCAUUGCGGGCUUACUCCCAGAAAGCUACCGGACCUUGUUGAACACAACCCGCUUAUUGCUGUUGAAGUUCUCUCAAAGUCGAUGAAUUCUCCUGAAAUUUCUGAGUACUUCUCAGUUCUUGUCAAUAUGGAGAUGAGCCUUCAUUCUAUGGAAGUUGUGAACAGGCUUACAACUGCAGUUGACCUUCCAACGGAGUUUGUUCACAUGUACAUUACAAAUUGUAUAGCUUCGUGCCAAAACAUCAAGGACAAGUACAUGCAAAACAGACUUGUUAGAUUGGUGUGCGUUUUUCUACAGAGCCUUAUCCGAAACAAGAUCAUUAAUGUUCAAGAUCUCUUCAUUGAAGUUCAGGCGUUCUGCAUCGAGUUCUCGAGGAUAAGAGAGGCAGCGGGCUUGUUCAGGCUGCUCAAGUCUCUGGAAUGAACUGCUACCAUACCAUCUCUAUUUUCUUAUUUAUCUGCAGAAAUUCGGUUUCUUAUCAAUCAUCCGUGUGUACAUUCUUCCCGGCUGUAGUUGUUUGUCUAUGGAACAAAAUGUUAAAUCACCCUUGAACGCUCAAAUGUCAUUUACAGCUAUAAGCUAUUUGUAAGCAUAUUGUGUUGAUUUCACAAACUAAAUUCGAAUCAUAAUACUAGUUUAACUGUUUACUGUGCUA
Messenger RNA from Ananas comosus (pineapple), 1672 nucleotides. Its product is annotated as CCR4-NOT transcription complex subunit 11. The coding region runs from base 139 to 1440 and encodes 433 amino acids. Gene Ontology annotation, cellular component: CCR4-NOT complex. Gene Ontology annotation, biological process: negative regulation of translation; mRNA catabolic process. The record is from RefSeq and is a predicted model, not a curated record. The transcript is spliced from 12 exons. NCBI's taxonomy places the organism in Eukaryota, Viridiplantae, Streptophyta, Magnoliopsida, Poales, Bromeliaceae.